AACUUGAUGCUUCGAAUGAAUUUACUUGCAUUCUUUGUUGCGGCCGUGCAAAUACACAGCGUGACUACGCGUGUCAUUCACACGCUCAAUUAUUUCAUGACGGCUUCUCGAAAUGGGACGCUACCAGAGUACUUGGUGAUGGCGUAUGUUGAUGGCGUUCAGAUUCUGCAGUUUGACAGCAACCACAGGAAAACAAAAGCCAAACAUGACUGGGUGAACAAAAUCACAGAAGAUAGUCCGCACUUCUGGGAGAUAGAGACAGCGAUCAAUAUUAUGAAUGAGCAGAUCAUGAAAGGCAACAUUGAAACCGCUAAAAAGCACUUCAACCAAACUGGAGGUGUUCACAUGAUUCAGGUGAUGAAAGGCUGUGAAUGGGACGAUGAGACGGGUGAGGUUGAUAGUUGGGAGCACUACCGUUACGAUGGAGAAGACUUCCUACCAUUUGAGGCGAAGACGAUGACAUGGAUCGCAGCACAUCCACAAGCUUUCAUCACCAAAUUGAAGUGGGACCAAAUUGACGGGCUUAAUAAAGUCAAGAAGAUUACCCACACUAAGAAGUGUCCUGUUGUGUUGAAGACACAUUUGAGGAACGGGAGGGACUUCCUGACGAGAACCGAGCUUCCCAAGGUGUUUCUCCUGCAGAAGACCCCUUUCUCUCCGGUCACCUGCCACGCCACGGGUUUCUACCCCAGGACAUCGUCCCUCUUUUGGAGGAAGAACGGCAAGGAGAUCCACAAGGACGUGGAGAUGGGGGCGACCCUCCCAAACCACGAUGGAACCUUCCAGACCUCGGCCCACCUGAAAGUGGAGGUGACGCCCGCCGCGGAGCGGGAGUACGAAUGCGUGUUCCGGCUGGCCGGCGUCUCGGAAGACAUCGUCAUCAAGCUGGACGCCGGAAGCAUCCUGAGCAACCAGGCUUUGCCUUGUGAAAAAGAGCAAGACAGGAAGAAGGAGGUGCCCAUCUAUAUCCUGUUGGUGACUAUUUAUGUGAUGGCGGUGAUGUCGACGAUGGUGUUGGCGGUGAUGGGCCCUGCCGUGCGUCAAGAAAAGGGAAGUUGGAAGAAGCCGGUGGUCAACGCCACCUUAUGUGCGAUGAUCCUCGUUCUGGGGCCGAUGGUGAUCGGAUGUCUGGUGUGGAUGGCGGUGUGGAUGGCGGUGAUGAUGGCUGUGGUGAUGGUGGUGGUGGUGAUGUCCAAGGCCAUACAUCUCAUAAGCAAAUUAGCCAUAUACGCUCAAGCUUAUAAAGAGGAGAAGCAAAAAAGAAAAGAAGAAGAAGAAAGACAAUUAAGUGUUGGAAUUCUUUCAGAGGAUUUUCUCAUUGCACCGCAUUUGGAAAUCCAGACGUUUUUCUUCUUCAAGUCAACAAUCAUUAUGAUUCUGUCAAGUUUCUGCUGAUCACCCAAAACCUGAAGACUAUGGCCGACCCAAGUGGAAAGUCUCUUGUUUGUUCACUUUGGUUUUGUGCAAUUAAACAAAUCAAGUCAGUGGUUUCCACCGGUUGGAAGUCGCAUCAUAAAAGUUGAUAUCUGGAUGAAUUUGAUUCUUUAAAAACCUUAAGACUCUUUAAUCAAGCAAUUUAUUAGUAUGAAAUACAUUUUUAAAAAAU
Molecule: messenger RNA, 1606 nt
Organism: Syngnathus acus (greater pipefish)
Lineage: Eukaryota; Metazoa; Chordata; Actinopteri; Syngnathiformes; Syngnathidae
Product: major histocompatibility complex class I-related gene protein-like
Exons: 8
Coding region: 7-1395 (462 amino acids)
Biological process (GO): immune response
Cellular component (GO): external side of plasma membrane
Source: RefSeq, a predicted model, not a curated record